UCCCCAUCAAAACACACGCUCUCGUUGACAUCCAGGAGAGGUGAUCUGCUUCACCUCGGAAGCUCAGACACUCUCAAAGAAUGCCACAAGGGCAUGAUGGUUGAGAAGGGGUGUGAGAGCUGCAGGGAGUGGCGGGAGCACUACUACCGGGAGCACAUGGAUGUGACCAAGAUCCGCUUCUUCAAGUUCAUGACCGGAGAUUUUGUCCGGGGCAUUAGCAUACCAGCGAAGUUUGUAAAGAAUUUCAAUGGGCAGAUCACCAAAGGGCUUGACCUCAAAGUGCCCAGUGGUGAAACAUGGCAUGUCUGCGUGGACAAGCGUGACGAUGAGCUGCUCCUCACGUCAGGAUGGAAGGAUUUUGUGAAGGCUCAUGAACUAAAGGAGAAUGACCUCCUUAUCUUCACAUGCAGAGGCAACUCUUCCUUUGAGAUCUCGAUCUUCGAAGCGAGUAGCUGCGAGAAACUGUCUUCCCUCUUCGCCAACAGAAUUGGUCCUAAUCUGCACAAACAUUUGAAUGAUACAGCGGGUCAACACGCUGAGCCAUACACUCUAACCGAUUCCGAGGAGGCUAGCAUGGCGCCGCAGCUGGUUGGCUCCACACACAUGGCUUCUACUUCAAAGAAAUAUAACUGCAAGACUAAACCAAGAAAAGAGCCUCAAUCCCUAAACAGCAGCAGUUAUCAUGUGAAACAUGAAGGGAUUGAGGAAGAGGAGAGUGAUGACAUGUAUGCCGACUCCAAGUUCUACUACUCAAGGAUGGCCAAUCAGUUUACAGUGGAGGAAAAGGAGAACAUUCUCAGUUUGGCUUCCAUCCAACCAGAAAAUCCUGCAUUUGUGGCUGUUCUGCAGAAGAGCCAUUGUCAACGCAGGAGCAACUUUCUGAUCGUCCCCAGUAGAUUUGCUGCUGAUCAUCUCCAGGAAAGAACAGAAGAGAUCAUACUUUGUAGGCCAAGCAGAAAAGACAAGUGGUCUGUCAGAUACUAUUACAAGACCUACACCCGGGGCUUCCAAAGCCUGCCGUUUUUCAAGUUUGUGCAUGGAAAUAAGCUUCGCGAGGGAGAUGCCUGCGUCUUCGAGCUGAUGAAAGGGGCAAAGAGGGUGACAAUGAGGGUCCAUGUCAUCAGGAAGGUUGGCGACCGGUUUGUUCUGGUAGGCUAAGUUACUGUUCUAUAUAUCCUCCUAGGAGUUGGCAUGUACUAUGUAGUUUCUGAUAAUUGUACAGGUGUAGUUUCUGAAGCAUGUACUAUGUAGACGUAGCACUGGAAACUGAAACUGGAAGUGCCUAGUGUGGCUAGUUCUCCUUGGCUCCUUGCAUGGAAUGUGCACUUUGUUUCCUGUAAGGUAACCUCUUGAAGCAGUUUGCCGUGUGGGUACCAGAACAAGGUUUAAUCUGUGAAUGAACAAGGUUUGAUCUGUGAAUGUGAAUG
Panicum hallii is the source of this 1427-nucleotide messenger RNA. Its product is annotated as B3 domain-containing protein Os12g0592300-like. Gene Ontology annotation, molecular function: DNA binding. The coding region runs from base 94 to 1158 and encodes 354 amino acids. The record is from RefSeq and is a predicted model, not a curated record. Lineage: Eukaryota; Viridiplantae; Streptophyta; Magnoliopsida; Poales; Poaceae. The transcript is spliced from 5 exons.